This is a messenger RNA of Bursaphelenchus okinawaensis, 821 nucleotides long. The record is from the annotation of a GenBank genome assembly. Lineage: Eukaryota; Metazoa; Nematoda; Chromadorea; Rhabditida; Aphelenchoididae.
AUGGCUAAUAACAAAGAUUCGUUUAAAAUAGUUCUACUGGGUGAUGGAGCUGUUGGAAAGUCGUCUAUUUUGCUAAGGUACACUGAAGACAAGUUCAAUGAUAAUCAUCAGUCAACAAUACAGGUAAUACCUAUCUUAUAUGUUCUGUGUGCAGUUUUAUAUUUUAGUAAUUUGAACAAAAAUUGUAUUGAAAAAUUAUUUUUGGUUAAAAUUUUAAAUAAAUUUGUUUCUAGGCUGCUUUCGCAACGAAAAACAUUAGUGUAGAUAACAAGAACGUGGAACUGAAUGUUUGGGACACAGCUGGCCAAGAGAAGUUUCACGCAUUAGGACCAAUCUACUAUAGGGAUUCGAAUGGAGCUCUUCUAGUCUACGACAUUACGGAUGAAAAGUCUUUCAAGAGGGUAGGUGCUAAUUUAUUACUUUCUUUAUUUUAGUUAGUAAACUAGAUUUUAAUUCUAAAAGUUACUUUUUAGGUUCAAAAUUGGGUGUUAGAACUUAACCGUAUGCUUGGCCAAAACUGCGUGUUGUAUAUAGUAGGAAACAAGCUAGAUCUGGAGUCUCGACGUCAAGUUGAACCCGAAGAAGCUCAAGCUUACGCAGAAUCUGUAGGAGCCACAUGGGGUGAGGUGUCAGCGAAGGACAACAUCAACUUAGACGAGACUUUUCACAAGUUGACAAAGCUGAUGAUCGACCGGACUGUGGAGAUCCAGCUAGCCAAAUUGGAACGUCAGCCAAGUCUGCGACGACAAGGCUCAAGAAGGACUAUAAGAGUGGAGGACGACUCGAAUCUACAACAGAAACCUAGCCGAAAGUGCUGCUGA